CAGCCGAGCUCGCGGGCAGGCAGCCUGCCAUGGGGUCCUGCUCAGGAGACCCCCGCCUCUGCUGGGCCACCUGGCUCCUGCUAUGCACCAGCCUCCUCCUCGGUGCCUGCAGCACUGUGGCCAACAGCUCCGGAGCCCACGUGUAUCUGAACAGGACCCAGGGAGGCUGUGUGUUGUUUCACGCGGCCCGGGAGGCAGGAGCUGAGCUCAAGGAGAUCUCGUGGGGCUUCGGCCCUGAGUCCGACUACAGAGUCAUCCUGACAGUCUGCUCUAGCACAGACCCCCCCACCUGGGUCAGCCUGCAGGACAAGUAUGAGCAGAGGGUCCACGUGCCCAACAUGACGUCCCUGAGGAUCGACAACCUGACGCACGAGGACAGCGGGCAGUACCGGGCUCGAGGCAGCUUCACCGGAGGAAGAGAAUUUAACCUGAAUUUCCACCUCACUGUCUGCGCACCCGUGCCCCUUCCCCAGAUCUGGGUCACUUCCUCAUCCAUCACACCAGGCUGGUGCAACGUCACCCUCGAGUGCAGGGCCCAGGGGGCCAUGGAGGACCUGAAGGUGACCUGGGAGAGCAAAGGCCUCCCCGAGGAGCUGGAGCAGAGAGGGACCCCGGGACCAGCCCCCAACUCGUGGACCCUGGACCUGAGCCUGCCCCUGAGCCAGCCCAAACCCAGGCUCACCUGUGUGCUGAGCAACCCGCUUGACCAGAAAACUGCCACCACAGACCUUGGGGCCAUCUGUGUCCCUGGUGAGUGCCACCUGCCAGCAGGGAGGGCACUCUCGGAGCACAGGUAGCCCUGGUGUGAGGCUCUGGGCUCUUCUCCCCACCAUGCUUAUUAGCACCAUUUCCACCUGGUCACCCCAUACAGGCGUCUGGGAGGCACGUUUAAGUUGCUGCUGCUUUUAAAUGUCUGUCACAGCUCUGUCCUCACCUACCCCUUGUCCUUUUUGUCUCGGCUAUAGUCUCCAGUCCUUCCACGUCCAUCCAUUGUCUAUAGUGUGUUCACUGUGUCUUUUGGAAUAGAAUUCGGAUCGUGUCA
Messenger RNA from Manis pentadactyla (Chinese pangolin), 1042 nucleotides. RefSeq lists its product as uncharacterized. The coding region runs from base 30 to 797 and encodes 255 amino acids. Lineage: Eukaryota; Metazoa; Chordata; Mammalia; Pholidota; Manidae. The transcript has 4 exons. The record is from RefSeq and is a predicted model, not a curated record.